CGCCAGCUGGGAGCCAAGGCUGCCCAGCUACAGGCUGAAGAAGCCACAACAACAAAGAAGCUGCGGCUACAGGCCGAAGCAGACGCAGAUGCCCUGGCUCGCCGCAAGGAAGCCCAGGCACUGCUGCAGCGGCAUGAAGCCAACAGCAUCGAGAAACUCAAGUAAUGGCACUUUGAAACCGAACGGCGACGAGGCAACACCGGAAGAGCAGCAUAAGGAGUUCAUGGCCAAGCUCGUGAGCAGAAUGGUUUACACGUGUAACCACCUACAGUCCGAGCUGGCAAACCUCCAGCGGGCCGUGCGGAAUCAUAAGACUCAGCACAAGGAUGCCACACGGGUACUGGACGCCCGUGUACUGGGCCUGGAACAGGCUGUAACAGGACCAGAUGCUGGGGCUUCCAGCAGUGCAUCCUCUAGCCGCCUACUGGAGGAACGCAUUGACCACGUAGUGGAAAUGCUCGGCGACAUCAGCACCUUCGCUGCGCCGACCACCAUCAGCAGUCAGCUGCAUACCUUCAACACCGAGGUCCAGCAGUUGCAGUUGACGAACGCGGAUGACAAUCCGAAGAUGUACAAGAUGCCAACUUUCCAACUGGACAAGUUCGACGACUACACACAGCAGGAUCCGGUCCUCUGGUGGGAAGCAUUCACAACGCAACUCAGGAUUCUGCCCGUAGCCAAGCAUGCGUACAUCGGCGCCCUGUUCCUGAACUCAAAGGGCGGAUGCCAAACCUGGUUGAGCCACCUGGCAACCUCCCACGGCGUCGACGUACCGGACUUGAAGGACAAAAUCACAUGGGAGGAACUGACACGGCUUUGGAAGAAGCGGUUCAUCGUCGACGACGCGCCAGCACUCGCUAUCAACUGUCUGUUCACCAUGUCACAGGGCAACACUGCAACACGGGAUUGGCUUACGGAGUGGAAGAAGAUUGCGGCGGUGCCCAAUCUGGAAUUGGCAUUCACGCAUCUACACCGCGAGUUCUACAAUAGGUCUUGUGCGACAUUGAGCCAGGCUCUUGGUGAUCGCGAGCAGUACUCAACCUUCGCGGAGAUUAUCGACAAGGCGAGGGAAAUCAUCAAGACCAACAGGUCAGCUGCACACGAGAAAUCAACAUGGCAGCCGACCUAUGUCGAGAAGGUACGAACAAGUCCGCGACAGCAGCACUUCGCUGCAGUCCAGUCGGACAGUGGAGAUAACCCAGCAACCACUCCAGCAUCAAGUGACGGAAAUCAGGUGGUUGUUGUCCAGCCGCGAAGCAACAACAAGUCCCGCARCAAUGGGAAGGCGAAAUCCGCAUCGCAGGCCGGAAAUGGACAGCCAGUACAAGUUCCAUGGGUCAAGUUCGGCUUGACCGAGGCGGAGUACAAGGUCCGCGGCCGCUACGGCAGCUGCUAUUGGUGCAACGGCACCAAGCACAAGACCUCCCUGUGCUAGGAUCAGUGCAAGGAGGAUGUGCGACCCCGCCUCAGCUCGGGAAACUGAGCUCCRCGGAAGGUGAGGCGACUCCACCUUCUACUCCGCCAGAUUC
Chara braunii is the source of this 1529-nucleotide messenger RNA. The record is from the annotation of a GenBank genome assembly. NCBI's taxonomy places the organism in Eukaryota, Viridiplantae, Streptophyta, Charophyceae, Charales, Characeae.